AUGCCAGAGAGACGCCUGUCGCGUCUGCUCAAGGCCAAGCUGCUACGACGAUCCUCGACGCCCACCGUUCCAAAAACGGGCGACGGGCCCGAUCCGCGAGCCCACCAACACCAUCUCCCAAAUCCAACUCCUCACUCGCCUUGCACUCCGCACCUCUCCGAUUCCGCCAGCGACAGGUCUCCAUAUAGUGUCAUCUCCUCGGCCCUCGAUCGCUCGUUCGAUGAUAUAGCCUCUGGUCCAGGCUCUCACCUUCACGAGGAAAACGCCUCCAGGACUUCCAAGAUUCGGGCCGAGUCCCAGCCAUCCACCCGUCGUUCAUCGCAUCAGGAUCAUCCGGCGCAGCAUCGCCACACGCCAGAGCAACCGACCGCAUCCUCAUCACCAUCACUACCUCCUCCGCCAUCGAUCUCAAUCAGUUCUCCGGUACAUACUCCCAUCUCUGAAGAAAACUCCACUUCGGACGAGGCUCCUCCGCUACCCACGCCUCAGCAAUCCGACGGUACGCCGACUCCGUCGUCCAAGACGAAAGCUUCCGAGUCAACCACACCGGAGGAUCAGGCGCCCUUCACCGUGGAUACCGUGGCCGAGAAAAAUUCCAGCGCGGAUCGCCGUGCGACCACGCCGCUGUCUCCCCCUCCAUCGGCGACCAAACCUCCAAGCAUCGCCAUCCGCCGCCAGUCUUUUCUCCCCGCAUCCCAUCAGACCUUGAUCAAGGAAGUCGUGGAUCCAGGUCUACGUGCACCCUCGCGUGGUCACAGCACCAGGCACACGCCUGUAGCUGUCGCCGACAUGGUUCAACGCCGGAUCUGGGUGAAACGGCCGGGCGGCUCAGCGACUCUGGUGCCCUGCCUGGAGGACGCAGUGGUUGACGAAUUACGAGACCAAGUCAUCCUGAAGUACGCCAAUUCCCUCGGCCGGUCAUUCGAUUCUCCCGACAUUGUCAUCCGAAUCGUAGCGCGCGAGAGCUCGAACCGACAGCAGACGCCGGAGCGAUUACUGAGCCCCGAGGAGACGGUUUCCUCAAUUCUAGACAAAUACUUUCCGGGAGGCCAGGCCAUCGAAGAAGCACUACUGAUCGAAGCGCCCACACGCCGCACUCCCAAGCCAUCCCCGCGUCCCGUCUACCUGCCACAUCACUCUGAACCGGGCGAACAUGGCGACUAUUUCCCACUUAUGCCGGUCAAUCCAAACAGCCACACCCCGCCCACUCAUCCGGCCAGCUCAGGCGGCUCCAGUGCCCCGGCAAUCUCUAUUCUGACCACCGGUGUUCCCCCUACAUUGCCCUCACCCGGAACGCGGGCGGGGAGACAUCAUCGCCGUCCACCUCUCAACCGACACACGACCAACUCACCCACAAUUAUAGGCGCAAAUGGCGCCGUGACAGAUAAUGGCCUCGCUGCUCAUUCUCAGCCGCCUCCCUCGGUACCGGCGCAGCCCACGCCACCCGUGGUCGCUGCAGACUCCCCCCAAGCAAAGACACACACGCCGCCAGCACCGGUCGCCUCUCCACGCUCCUUCCGGAAACCCAAAGGAGCUGCAUCACCGGGGGCGGCAUUUGGCGGUCUGAUUGAGGGUACCGUACCACCUAUCAACGUUCUCAUCGUGGAAGACAAUAUCAUCAAUCAGAAGCUUCUGGAGGCCUUUAUGAAGCGACUCAGUGUUCGCUGGAAGUGUGCCGCUAAUGGUGAAGAAGCGGUCCGCAAGUGGCGCCAGGGCGGUUUCCAUCUGGUGCUGAUGGAUAUUCAACUGCCUGUUAUGAAUGGAUUGGACGCGACCAAAGAGAUCCGCCGCCUUGAGCGGCUCAAUGGAAUCGGUGUCUUCCCCAAAACUGCGUCUGGACGUUCUAGUGUCUCCAGUACUGGAUCCUUGGACAAACGUCCGGGACUGCAGCGAUCUGUGAGCGAGGACGACACCCUCGGGGAUCUCUCUCUUUUCCGCAGCCCCGUGAUUAUCGUGGCCUUGACGGCUAGCAGCUUGCAGAGUGACCGUCAUGAGGCGUUAGCAGCGGGAUGUAAUGAUUUCCUCACCAAGCCGGUUGGCUUCCCUUGGUUGUCACAAAAAGUCACCGAAUGGGGCUGCAUGCAAGCUCUCAUCGACUUUGAUGGCUGGCGCAAGUGGCGCGGCUUCCAAGACUCUCCACGAUCGGCCUCUCCCAACUUUGACAGCGCCGCCAGUCCGAUGCAGACUGGAAAUCAUAAUGAAACCAACACGAAAAUUGACCCACAGUCACCCUCUACCACUCGGGGUCUUCCCAACCCCAAAGCCCGACCAAAGCGACCUCAUUUGCCUGACAACGAUGAGAUCAUGCGCGAAGACUCCUGGGGAAGUGGUAGUGGAGACAAUGCCGACUCGCCCAUCAGUCCUGACCCUAACCCGGUCCUCGAUAUAGAUAUACCUGCACCCGACAAUUAG
Molecule: messenger RNA, 2412 nt
Organism: Penicillium diatomitis
Lineage: Eukaryota; Fungi; Ascomycota; Eurotiomycetes; Eurotiales; Aspergillaceae
Product: response regulator
Exons: 3
Coding region: 1-2412 (803 amino acids)
Biological process (GO): osmosensory signaling via phosphorelay pathway
Cellular component (GO): Mcs4 RR-MAPKKK complex
Molecular function (GO): phosphorelay response regulator activity; protein kinase activator activity
Source: RefSeq, a predicted model, not a curated record